Molecule: messenger RNA, 1462 nt
Organism: Erinaceus europaeus (western European hedgehog)
Lineage: Eukaryota; Metazoa; Chordata; Mammalia; Eulipotyphla; Erinaceidae
Gene: AGPAT2
Product: 1-acylglycerol-3-phosphate O-acyltransferase 2
Exons: 6
Coding region: 136-972 (278 amino acids)
Biological process (GO): phosphatidic acid biosynthetic process
Cellular component (GO): endoplasmic reticulum; membrane
Molecular function (GO): 1-acylglycerol-3-phosphate O-acyltransferase activity
Source: RefSeq, a predicted model, not a curated record
GCGGGGGGGGUAAGGCAGUGGCCGCCAGCCUGUGGUUCGCGUGCGCGCCGCCUGAGCGCGGGAGGGAGCCAGCAGCCUGCACCGUCCGUCGGGGCUCCGGGGGCGGCACGGUGGAGUCGCCGUCGGGUCGCGGCCAUGGAGCUGUGGCCCUGGGUCACCUCGGCGCUGCUGCUGCUGCUGCUGCUAGUGCAGUUGAGCCGCACGGCCCGGUUCUACGCCAAGAUCAGCCUGUACUGCGCGCUCUGCUUCUCCGCCUCUGCCGUGGCAGCGGUCGUCUGCCUGUUGCGACACGGGGGCCGGACGGUGAACAACAUGAGUAUCAUCAGCUGGUUUGUGAGGACCUUCAAGUAUGUCUACGGCCUGCGCUUCUCGGUGAAGGGCCUCGAGAAGCUGGAGGGGGACCAGCCUUGUGUCAUCAUUUCCAACCACCAGAGCAUCCUGGACAUGAUGGGCCUCAUGGAGAUCCUCCCCAAGCGCUGUGUGCAGAUCGCCAAGCGGGAGCUGAUGUUCAUGGGCCCCGUGGGCCUCAUCAUGUACCUGGGGGGUGUCUUCUUCAUCAACCGCCAGCGCUCUAGCACUGCCAUGUCCGUGAUGGCUGAGGUGGGCCAGCGCAUGGUCUCGGAGAACCUCAAAGUGUGGAUCUACCCUGAGGGCACCCGAAAUGACAAUGGGGACCUGCUGCCUUUCAAGAAAGGGGCCUUCUACCUUGCGGUGCAGGCCCAGGUGCCCAUCAUCCCUGUGGUGUACUCUGCCUUUUCCUCUUUCUAUGACCCCAAGAAGAAGCUCUUCACCUCAGGAACCAUCAAGGUGGAAGUGCUGGACGCCAUCCCCACCAGUGGCCUCACUGUGGCCGAUGUCUCCAAGCUUAUGGACACCUGCCACCAGGCCAUGAGGACCACCUUCUUCCACAUAUCCCAGAUACCCCAGGAGAACGGGACCCCAGUGGGGCCUAGGGCCCACCCAGUCGAGUAACCAAAGUCACAGUGGGGCGAGACCUGGGGGGGCAGGGUGGCAGGAGUUGACCAGAGACUGGACAGAGGGACCCCUCCCCUGUGCCACCUGCCAAAUAUCACUGUGCCCUGCCUCAUGGCUCCUGGCUUGCAUUUGGCCCAGGCAGCAGGACUCCUGUUCACUGACCCUUCCACUGCCCCCACCCAUCAAAAGGGAAUCAGAGGAUUCCACAGUCUGCUGCCUCUAGGAUCCAGGGCAGGAGAGGCUGGGGGCCAGGGCUGGCUGGGCUGGCAGGCCUUUGGGAAAGUGGGCAUAGAGACUGGCUCCACACUGGUCCUGUCCAGCUGCUGGAGGCUCGCUGGGAGCAGAAAAAGUCUGAGAGACUACCUGCCAGCCUCACGCAGUCAGAGCCUGGGGAGCUUGAGUAGGCCAUGCUGUUGCCGGCCUUGGGAGGGAAGCUGGACGGCACUGUGCUUAAGUCUGUGUUUUUAUAAAUGAACUUGUGCAAGUG